Molecule: messenger RNA, 3096 nt
Organism: Lachancea mirantina
Lineage: Eukaryota; Fungi; Ascomycota; Saccharomycetes; Saccharomycetales; Saccharomycetaceae
Source: the annotation of a GenBank genome assembly
AUGGAUGUCGCGGGUAUUGAGCAGCACUUGAAAACAAUUCAGCAUGGAGUACAGGAUUUGGAAGAUGUUGAUGCGAUAGUCGCGAGCAUUGAUGAAUUUCAGCAGGAUCCGUUAGUUCUUGACCUCAUUCUCCCUCAAACGAUCAAGCAACUCACAGAUGCGUAUUUUGAGAAGGAUCUUAGUGAUCAGAAGCAAACUUGUCUCAUUUUCUACACAUUUUCCAAGGUCUGUGGAAUCAAAAAAUUGAUGCGAUGUCUCGAUGCAGACCUGCGCCAAUUAGAUGCUCUUCGAACGGUACUCGGGAGCAUCGAUGCUACUCAAGAGUGGCAGCAAGGAUUUUUUUUGCUCACGUGGAUGGCUCUCAUUCUGAUGUCUCCGGUCAAACUCGACGACGAUCUGAUCAUCCUGGAGGAAACUAAUGCUUUCAAAAGUUCGCAAUUUCUUCGGGUACCGCUUGUGCGUGUUAAAGCUGAACUGUUUUUGAAAAAUAGAUCGCUUUUUGACUUACAUGUCAAGAAACAUGGUCUAGAUCAUUUGACCAUUCAUUAUGUCUUACAGGCAUUGAAAAAACGGAAUGACCAUCAGGCAGCAACUUACUUCGAUAAUGAAACGCUAACGGACAUUACGCAAUUUUCUUUGGAAGCUUUUGAAGAAGUAGGGCUGGAUGAGAAGAAAAUGAUUCUAAAGUCCUUACCAAAACUUUGUAAAAUUUGGUUCCAUAAAGAUUGCUUUGAUGAAGUCGAAUCUAUAUUGACAUGGUUCUUAUCAAAUCUAACCCUUUCAUCAAGUGACCUUAGAUUUACUGUGGCCAAUGCUUGCUCAAAAGUGAUUUCGCAACUUCAUAUAUUUGCUCGAGAAUCAAGUGAUAAUCUUAUCAACGAAAUGGUAUCAGACGUUGAUAAUCAGGUGCGUAGCAACGACUCUGAGUUUAUUGACCAUGAUUACUUGCACACCAAUCUUCUAGUGUUUGCCGAAUUGGCCCGGUUGAAUAUAAUACCUGCAGAUAAUAUUGGUACAAUUGUGGAGAGUAUUGUUCCAGUAACAAUGAAAUUUCAGCAAUUAAAGAUUGGUAGAGUUGUUGGCCAUCAAAUUAGAGAUGCUACAAGCUAUAUCAGUUGGUCAUUGAUCCGCAAGUGCAAAAUUGAAAACCAUUCGCAGUCACUUCUCUUGCAGCUGCUGAUAUGCACCUUUGUUGAUAAAGAGCUCGUUAUCCGGUUAUCUUCAAACGCGGCACUUCAAGAGCUUUUCGGUCGCUACGGACAACAUGUGAUCGACUCUGUAUCUGCCGUUGAAAUUAUUGAAAUGCCAGUUGAGAAUAUUCGAGUGUGCAUUCUAAAGAACAUUCCGCGCCUCUUUAGCAUCUUUGAAAUCAAUUUCUCAAGUUUGAAUGACUCUAUUCUGAGCCAUUUAUAUACUGAAGUCGUUGCUAAGAGUAAUGAGCUCAUUGUAGUGGAGCUCACUAUCAAAAUGAUGAGCGAGCUGGCUGGCGACGCAUUAAGAGGAACCGUUAAAAGAAUACUUAUCAAUGCAGCAAAAGAUUUUUCCGUCUCUAAGCUUAGGGUCCUAAAUUCACGGUUAUGUUAUGGCUUCCUUUUGCUUUCAAUCGAAAGCAUCUCUUUCUUUGAGGUUCCAAUCGUUAAAGCUCAAUGCUUUAAUAUCUUUAAGGAAAUUGUCCUCCCAAAGCUAAAGUCGAGUAGCAGUUGGUCACCAUUGGAAGGUGUUUCCUUUCUGAAAUUUUGCGAUCUUAUGUCAAAAACGAGCGAUCCAGAUUGCCAGCUUAAGAAAUUUCAUAUCGCCUUACUGUUCAAAAUUUUAAGAUUCAGAUGGCGACAGGGACCUUUUCAUUCUCAAGCGCGGAGCUUGUGUCUGGCGAUUAUUGCACGUAUAGUCUCUUCAGAAAAAGACAUGGAUAUCAGUGCGAAACAAGAAUUUGACUUGCUGUUCAGAAAAUUCACAGAGAAUAGUGAUCCUAUCUGCUGUGCCGCACUUGUAUCCUUAUCGCCCGAUAAAUUUCUAGAUCGCUUUCGGAAUUUGUGUCCCACGAUAUCUUGUGGAGCGAAAGCCGAGGUUCUGUUGGCCUUAUCGUCUCACAUUUCGAAGGUUCCAGUGCAAGAUCGCGGGCCAUUGAUCAUCAUGGUUAGCGACUUCAUGAAUGAUUACACAACGACAGAAAAAGGAGAUGAGGGACGUUUGGUUCGAACAAGUGCUGUUGACCUAGUAUCCAAAAAUAUAGCCUUGGUUUUCGGCCAUGAUCCCAUGGUGACAAGAAAUUUAGAAAGCAGGCUGAUGCGGUUAGCUGGGGAGCCCGCAACAAAUUUGAGGGUACUGAGUCUAUCAAUCCUUUCAAACGCACACGUUUAUCUACCGGAUUGCUUGCAUGGGAACCACGACUUGCAGUUACUCCUGUUUAAUGAUAGAAUAUUUGAGCAGGUACCGAAUGAAAUGUGGAAAGGCUUUGCCUUGAGUGCUGGCGCUUCUUUUUCGAGCGAUAACCAAAUUCGGUCUGCCAUUGAUGCCUUUUUGAAGUAUUAUGAAUCCUUACCCGAUAGCAACAAACUCGAAGUUUGCAACGAGCUAACUCGGAUAAUCCCAAGCUAUAAUGAAUUGAGGGCUUACAGCGCACGCGGAACUGCGGCAAAUCAUUGGAGUUGUUCUUCUAGAGACCCUUUAAAAGAAGCGUUAGCGGGCCUGACUUUCUGGAGACGUCUUAUGGAAUCAGGCAUUGUCAUGCCACCCCUUUUCAAUUUAGAGGGCAUGUACGCUAAAUUUUAUAACCUACACCUCGUCCCGGGCCAAACUCGCCUAAAAACGGCAGUCGUGAGAAUUCUUCCUCUUCUUGUUUGUUGCUAUAGGGGCUUCACUAUCUCCCCACAAGAUCCGUUUGUGAAAGAUGCAACUCAAAAGCUUUGGAAAAUGGCUAAUCGAAAUCCACAUGGAAAGUUGUCAUCAGGAUGUCUUCAAAGAGCCGCGGUCGAGGGUUUGCUUUUGAUUUUCCUACAACUUAAUAUGAUCUUCGAAGCGGAAUGCGUUCAGAAGUAUUGGGAUUCAGAUCAACAUCCUUUAAUCGAGCUGAAGGACCUAAUAGCGUCAAAGUGA